Molecule: messenger RNA, 863 nt
Organism: Triticum aestivum (bread wheat)
Lineage: Eukaryota; Viridiplantae; Streptophyta; Magnoliopsida; Poales; Poaceae
Exons: 1
Coding region: 108-800 (230 amino acids)
Source: RefSeq, a predicted model, not a curated record
GCCACCAAAGGCAACCGCCGACGGUUUUGUACGAAAUGGAUUGACAAUCCAAACAACCGUCGUCGAUCAACUGCAGACAGAGAGGGAGUUACUUCGACGACAGGCAGAUGGGAUCCGUGGUGGGCACGGCGGCGAGCGGCGUGGGCACGCUGCUCGGCGGCGCCGUCGCCGCGCCCUUCAGGGCCAUCCUCGGCGCGUCCUGCGAGGGCGUCUGCUCGGGGACGUGGGACGUUGCCUGCUUCCUGGAGCACCUCUGCGCCGCCAGCCUGGCCAGGCUCUUCAUGGUCAUCGUCCUCACCUACGUCGUGCUCUUCUUCGCCUACCUCGUCUGCAAAGCCGGGAUCGUCCGCUGCGUCGCCAAGAACGCCUGCAAGGUCGCCGGCGCCGCGUGCUCCGGCUGCUGCCACGCACUGAAGGGAUCCUCGUGCUUCCUCUGGCGCAAGCUGCGGGACACCAAGCGCGUGUACCAUGGCCGCCGCCGCCGGCGGCAUCCGGACGUGGAGACGGGAGCGGGAGAUUGGGGCUCCGACGAGGAGGAGAGCGACGGCGAUGGUGGCCACGGUCAUGGUACAAGGAGGUGGGGCAGAGCUAGAGAGGGGUCGUCGUCGUCGUCGGUGAGGGAGAGGAGGAAGGACAGGCUGCGCCGGUCGCUGCGCCUCAGGAGACUCGUCUCGCACAAGGAGCAGUAUGCUACGGCGAGGAGCCAUGGGGCCGGAAGGCACCACCGCGGCAGGGGCGGGGUGCCGUCCACGUCGCUGCGUGUUGACGACGGGAGGAAGUUUAAGCGCGUCCGUAGAUAAACUGUCUUCAACGGAGUAGUUCAAUUCAUUUAUCGGCUUUGGUAAAAGAAAAUGCUUGAUAUC